Molecule: messenger RNA, 213 nt
Organism: Paramuricea clavata
Lineage: Eukaryota; Metazoa; Cnidaria; Anthozoa; Malacalcyonacea; Plexauridae
Source: the annotation of a GenBank genome assembly
AUGGAUGUGAAGAAACUUAUCGAAGAGGCAAAGAAUGCAUCCAGAAUAAAGUGGUCAGUAUCUGCCAUGAACGAUGGGAUAUGCAGUAAAUUUGAUGGGAUUCCUAUUCUGUCAGCUGGGACAAUGCAAUUUCACUGCCACCAAGGUGUUGAUAUAGACUUACCACAAAAAAUAAAAGAAAACAAAUUAAGGAUGACAAGGUAUAUUAUAUGA